Phaeodactylum tricornutum CCAP 1055/1 is the source of this 2460-nucleotide messenger RNA. RefSeq lists its product with no specific name. NCBI's taxonomy places the organism in Eukaryota, Bacillariophyta, Bacillariophyceae, Surirellales, Neidiaceae. The record is from RefSeq and is a predicted model, not a curated record. The transcript has a single exon. Bases 154 to 2460 code for a protein of 768 amino acids. Gene Ontology annotation, molecular function: protein binding.
AGGAGUGUAGAGAAACGAACGAAAACACAAGUACUUCCGAGAGUACUUCCGAGACCCAACGUUAGACAGGCAGGCAGGCACGCACCUUUCCUCUUCCUUUCUCCGAACACUUCCCGUUCGUACAUCCAUUUCCGUUUGUUCGAUACUCGUACAAUGAAUCGUUCGUACGGAAUGGCAGCUCACGGAGCGGAUGGUCCGGACAGCGACGACGAUGACACCAUGUCGGAUGUGUUCACCAUGGAUGGGGACUACACGUUGUCCUCCGGGAUGCCGCCGCCGCCUGCCACGGAGCGCAGCCAUACGCACAUUCCCUUGACCGUCGAGUCGCCCUCCGCCACGCGUUCGCAAGGACUGAAUCCUUACUCCCCCCGGACGGACGCCGCAGCCUACGACGUGUCGACGGAUGACGGCUCCGUGUCGGGCAUCGAAUCCAUGUCGGGCUUAAUGACGACCGACGGAUCCUACUUUCAAAACGAUACCGUCGUGCACGACGACGAAAUGUCCUUCCAAGCCAAGGUGCAAGCCGAAACGAACAAGAUUCUGAGUGAGUACGACAUGGAGGAAGACUUGAAUCGAUCCGGUGAUUCCAAGCUCGGACGCUACCAUAACCGUACUUCCGUGUCGGCUCCACGACAAGCCGCGCCCCCCAUGACACCCACGAGCUCGAUGGACGACGACAGCGACAGCGAGGCCGCACGAGCGAGGCCCGACAACCAGACGCGACACAGCAAAAAGGACCCAAGCUCCGCCGUUGGCCCCCCUCCCGUCUCUUCCAAUGGAGCCAGGGGCAGCUCCGUGCGCCAUUCCGUGCGAUCCCUACGCAAGCAAUCCAACAACAAACCCGAGGCGCCAACGAAACCGGCCGUCUACGACUUGUCGACGCCGGAAACAUCCCCGACUAAUCGUAAAGCGCCGGUUACGCCACAGACCAAGACCCCCCAGCGGUCCAACACCACGGCCCGGCCCCCCAACAUGAUCGUUGUGGGAUCCUCGACUACUACCGAGUCUUCGGAAAAGAACACCCGAGCCGCCGCCGCAAUCGGAGCGUCAGCCGCACCCACCAGGAAAGGGUGGUUAGGAAGUCGCUUGAGCUUCGUUAUCAUCGUGUUGUCGAUUAUUCUACUAACGGCAAUUUGCGUUGCCGUGGGAGCCUUGGUCGCCGCUGGCAAUCGCAAUAGUGAUUCUUCCAGCGCAUCUUCGUCAGAAGGGGGCUCGAGCAACGAAAUAGGAGCCCCGCCGGUCGAUUUCCUUCCCUUCUUGCCGCCGACGACGGCGCCGAUAGCUUCCGAAAUCCCUUCCACCGGAUCUCCGACACCGGAGCCGAGCGCGUGGAAUCGUGAUGUGUGUGGGAUCGAUGAUCCCGACAAGUUGGUCUUUUUGGGUGAAGGGACCGGUGACCGCUCCUGUGAGUGGUUGAGCGGGCGUCCCAAUGUCCGCGACCAAUUUUGUCAACCCGGACUCGAGCCUUUUAUUUAUUGCCGGGAAACUUGCAACAAUUGUGGACCGGCAGAGGGCGACACGACGGAUGCUCCGACCGCAAUGCCUCCGCCGACGAGUACACCCACAUCCGAGCCAGUCAUGAUUACAGCCUUUCCCACCCGGGCACCAACAAGUGCUCCGACGCCGGCGCCCACCUUGGUAGCGACGAUAGCACCAGUGAUCAUUGCCACGCCGGCUCCCAUCGCAGUUGCCACCCCACCUCCUACCGGAACGUCGACGGUUGGGUCGGCUAUUACGAAUGCCGCACCAGCUUCCACAGCCGCAGCCCUGCAAAAUCCGGCUUCAGCGCAGUCGAGAGCCUUGGCGUUCGUAGAAAACUCUAGUGCGACAGCGGCUUUGCCAGAAAGCCGCAUCGUACAGCAGUUUGCUUUGGCCACGCUGGGCUUUCGAACCGGCCUAGCGGGACGGCGACUCGAGGAAGCUCGUCAAUUGCAAUCUUGGAUGAGCGGCACGAACGAGUGUUCCUGGUCGGGUGUCACGUGUGAUAGCCAAUCUAGUGUCAUCGGAAUCAAUUUAAGUGGACGAGGCUUGAGGGCAUCGUUGCCUGGGGAAUUGGCCAUGCUGUCGAAUUUGGUCACACUCGAUGUGAGCGUCAACGAAUUUUUUGGUACGAUACCCUCGGAUUUCGGUAGAAUGGUUAAUCUGCGUACACUACGCAUGGAACAGAAUGGUUUGACGGGAAGCAUUCCGAAUACCAUGCGGAAUAUGCGUAUUCUACGUGAGUUUUAUGUGGAAUGGAACGAGCUCACCGGAGAUUUUCCGAACGAUGUAGUUUUGGCGAUGUCGAGUUUGGAGGAAUUAAGUAUCUACCAUAACAAUAUCGCAGGGUCUGUUUCGGACGCGGUUUGUGCUCUGGGCCUGGACGAAUUGUGGAUUGACUGUCGUGAGGUCAAUGUCGAAAUUGGUUGCUGGACCCGGUGUUUCUUUCAAUGUGGAGGGUCCACUGGUGUCGCUUGUUAA